Molecule: messenger RNA, 4661 nt
Organism: Bacillus rossius redtenbacheri
Lineage: Eukaryota; Metazoa; Arthropoda; Insecta; Phasmatodea; Bacillidae
Gene: pwn
Product: nascent polypeptide-associated complex subunit alpha, muscle-specific form
Exons: 14
Coding region: 145-3654 (1169 amino acids)
Molecular function (GO): calcium ion binding
Source: RefSeq, a predicted model, not a curated record
AGGCGGCGACAUGGUUCGCGACGGACUGCCUGCCGCCUGCCGCGUGUGAAAUGAUAAUGGAACGCGUGAAAGUCUGUAAGCGGCCGCGCGAGAAGUAAGUCGCCGUCGUGUUUGGAGAAGUGUUGGGAGCGACAAUACUCGACCAUGUUGAACGGAGUGCGUGUUGCGGGAUUGUUCCGCUGGACGCUGUGGGUGGCGCUGGUGUUGCUGCUGAGGCACUCGGCAGGCUCGCAGCUGGCGACGCCCAGCGCACUCGGUACCGCCGGCACCGCCAGCACCGCCGGCACCGCCAGCACCGCCGGCACCGCCAGCCUCGCAGGGCUGCCGCCGCGCACGAGCAGCUCGGCGACCCGCCCCCGGGCGGCCGCCGCCAGGACGGUGCGUGCCAUCGACCCGGGGGAGGCCAGCGCCCGCAACCUGCCCUCGCCCACCGCGCCGGCACACAAGGGGCAGUCCUCGGACGGCGGCGCCGCGUGGCACGACUACCGCCGCCGCAUUCAGCCCACCAGGACCUCGCCUGCCGACAGCGACCGGCACACCGCCCGGCUCCUCACCACCGCCCCGUCGGGGGAAGUCUCUGGGGGUCCCCAGGGGAGGGCUCUGCCCCUCCUGGAGGACCCCGCCUCCACGGCUCCUGUCCCGCCCGCGAUGAGUCAGCCCCAGGUGAGUGCCACGCCGACCCAGGCACCGAGCUACCGUAGCGACGAGCCACGCAAGACCAACCCCGACAUCCAGGACAUCAUCACCGGCAUCGUGAAGCUGCUCAACGGCAACGUGAAGGUCCAGGCGAACCCCGACCUGCCCCCGGGGGCCGCAGUGCGCCCUGGCAAGCCCCUCCACUCGCGCAUCAACAACCGUGGGCCCCCGCGCAUCACCGACAUGCCCCCGCUGCCCCCGGACUUUGGUGGACUCCCGCCUCAGCCCCAGCUGCAGCACACCCGCCUGCCGCCCCCCUACCCGUUCGACCUGCCCCCGGGCAUCGUGCCCCUGCCCCCGCAGCCCUCGCCGCAGUCCGAGCGGCCCUUCCUGAGCGGCGUGCCGCUGCCCGAGCAGGUGGUGCCGCUCCGCCCCCACAGGCCGCGCCCCAUCCGGCCCCGCCCCACCCCGCAGCCCAUACCCCCCUUCAGGCCCCCUCGGCCUCCCCCGCUCCCGGACACGGACCUGCAGCCGCCGAGCAUCGACCAGGUGUCGCUGUACGAGGAGCCCGAGGAGGACAGCACCGCGACCACCGCGACCACCACGACAACCACCUCUACACCAUCGACCAAGCCCCCAACGAAAAUGGCGAAAACAACAACCACCACAGCGAAACCCCCACCCAAGACAACAACGAAACCCCCACCCAAGACAACAACGAAACCCCCACCCAAGACAACAACGAAACCCCCACCCAAGACAACAACGAAACCCCCGCCCAAGACAACGACGAAGCUAACCGUCUCUCCGGAGCAGUUGUCGGACAGCAGUGGGGGCAGUGCCCCGGAGAAGAAGCCCUCGGAAGCUGCAGGCCCCCCGGGCAGGCCAGAUGACGCCUCCCUGCAGGACGUGCCCGCAGCAACCCCGCCUGCGCCCACUGCAUCGGAGACACCCGUUACACUGGAGCCGUCGACAGGCGUGGGCUCGGCGGUGCCCGUGCUGGAGUCCUCUAUGCUGGAGGCAAUGCUGCUGGAUGCAACUACCAGUUCCGAGGGCCCAUCUUCGACAACCUCCACUCCGCCCAUCACCACUCCCACAGAGCUGUCCAGUAAGAGGCCGCACAUAGCCACAGAGGGUGCUGGGGUGCCGUACUUGCCCUACCAGCCGCGGCCGGGCAUCGUGCUGGACGACCCAGAGUACACUCCCGGCAAGAGGCCCGUCCUCACGGCUGCCCAGGGCUUCCCCGGCGAGGCCUUCGACAUCACCGUGUCCGCGGUGCAGGGUCCGGGGCACACCGGCCAGCCCUUCGUCUACCCGGUGGAGAUGGAGGGAGUGAGCCUGCCCGGAGCAGCGGGGGAGGUGUCGGUGAUCACCAGGCCCAAGGAGGGACAGCACUUUGUGUCCAUCGACGGCAAGCGCACCUACUUCGACCUGCUCGGCAGCACGUCGACCGGGACGGUGGCUGGUGCGCAGCCCCUGCCCUCGACGGCCGUGGGCACGGGGUACGCCGUGCCGUUCUCCUCGCCGGCACACACGCAGUCGGGGGCCGCUGGGACUCCGCCCCGCCGCCGGCCGGCCCGCCCGCCCGUCAGGAUCGACACCUGCAUCGUGGGGGACGACUCCACCUGUGACUCGACGCACAGCGAGAAGUGCCGCACGGAGGCAGGCGUGUCGUCGUGCCACUGUCGGCCCGGCUACAGCCGCCGCAAGCACCGGGAGCCGUGCCGCAGGGUGGCGUCCAUCCUCAUGUCGCUGCGCGUGGACCGACUGUACGAGCGCAAGGUGGUGUGGAGCAGCGAGCUGCAGGACCGCGAGUCGGAGCCGUACCAGCAGCUGUCCUGGGAGGCCGUCCGGGCCAUCGACUCAGCCAUGUCGAUGACACCCUUCUCGGACGACUUCCUGGGCGCCCACGUGAACGGCAUGUACGCGGGCACGGGCGCGCGGCGCGGCGCGGUGUUCGUAAACGUGACGCUGCAGCUGGAGGAGAGCGCGGAGACGCUGCGGCCGGCCGUGCGUCUCGACAUCCAGCGCCACCUGUUGGGCGUCAUCCACCGGCGCAACAACAACGUGGGCAACAGCGCGCUGUGGGUGGACAGUCCGCCCGGCGCCGUGUCCCAGCUCCGAGAUGUGGACGAGUGCAGCAGCGAGGACCUGCACGACUGCCACGCACGCGCCACCUGCAGCAACGUGUUCGGGUCGUUCCGCUGCGAGUGUGCGGACGGCUACCGUGACCCGUGGGCGGGCGAUGUGCAGCGCAGCGGGCGGCAGUGCGCUGCGUGCUCUCCCGACCACUGCAGCGGGCGCGGCGAGUGUCGCUACGAGGACGGCCGCCAGGUCUGCCGGUGCACGGGCAACUUCUACGGCGCGCAGUGCGAGGUGGACGGAGAGGUGCUGGGCGUGGCGGUGGGCGCGUCCGUGGCAGCCGUGGUCAUCAUCCUGCUGACGGUCGUGUGUCUCUGCAUGUGGAGCCGGCGGUGGAGCCGUGAGCAGAAGACGGCGGCCGGCGCGGGCUCGCCGGUGUUCGGGUACAUGGGCGCGGGCGUGAAGACCCCGGGCGUGGGCGCGCCCCCCUACCAGGUGUCCCUGGAGGACCGCCUGCGCUGGGCUCAGAUCGCAGACGUCAUGGCACAGGCCAACCACUACGCACAGCCGGAGCCCGUGAACGCCCCCACGCGACCGUCGUCGGCAGUGUUCGGGUACCCCAGCUUGAGCGUGUCGGGGACGCUACCCCACCUGGGCCCCCCGCCGGUGCCCCUGCCACGCCUCGGCCUGGGCCACGGGCCGCCCACCGUGUGCAGCCGUGCCGAGUCCACCAGCAGCGAGGAGGAGGACCGCACGGACCUGCUGGGCCGUGGCUUCCACGUGCCGCGCCCCAGGAGCCGCUCCUCCGUGGCGAACCAGAGUGGCAUCUACUACGACGUGGACUACGACCAGAGUGUGUACGGCACGGCCACCAAGAGCCACCACACGGCCAUCCCGCUCAGCACGUACGGCCGGUCGCCGUACUACCGGCAUUGAGCGUGAUCCUCGCCUCUGGCAGUGCUGUGCAGUUCCGAGUGCAUCAAGCAUUUGGGAUAUAACCAUUUGAAACUCGCCUGUCUUGUCGUGUAACUGAAAAAAAAAAAAGUAUAAUUUUUAAUGAACUUAAGGCAUCUUUAAACAUAAAUUACAAAAUGGAUAAAUUUUUGGGUUUUUACAAUAAAACCAACAUUUAUUUACUGUCAGAAAUUUUAGUUAUUGGUAACCAACACCAUUAUUUUGAUUAACACUGGUUUCUCAGAGGUAACUGGCAGAUUGUAUCAGAACUUCAACACACUGUGUGAUGAAACCACUUCUCAACAAGAGAAAGACUUAGUAUCAAAUUCUGUGAUGCUAGAGAUAAAACCCACUUAGCUGAGCAGGCUGGUUUGCAGGCGGCUACACACACACUACUUCUCUUGUACAAGAACAGUUGAAUCGUGGCCGCGUGCAAACCCUCGGGAUGCAAAUGGCACAGUCUGGCCGGCCCGACUUAAGCUGAGUUGUAGUACAUUACUACAAGGGUUAAGUAAGUUACAUGGAAAAGGUAGGAAACACACAAUAUGAGUUCAAAAAAAAUAUUAAAGGAAAUAAAAACGAUUUUCUCUUUUGUGUUCCUUAUUCAUAUUUGUUGCAAAGUUUUACAUUCACCAAAAAAUCCAAAUAUGUUAUAGGUUAACUUUUUAUAGCAUACCAUUACGAGUGACAAGACUUAUGGAAUGCAGCAGUGCCACCAUUCGCUUGUCAACUCUGCACCCAGCUGUACCAACCUCACGACACAGAGGCAUUGAAAAUGCCAGCGAUGUUUAGCCGUACCAUCUGGAUGUUCAGGAUUGCUCACAUGAGAUCUGGAUGCAUGUAAGUAUGAAAGUGUUGGAACUGCUACAUGGUAGCUUGACAGUAUUGUGCGAGCUGAACAAUAUUGAAAAAUGUUUUAGUUUGUAUGUGUAAAAUUGUAAACACAAGUGUACUGUAUUUAUAAAAAAUAAACUUUUUUAUGUAAACUA